Poecilia reticulata (guppy) is the source of this 3057-nucleotide messenger RNA. Lineage: Eukaryota; Metazoa; Chordata; Actinopteri; Cyprinodontiformes; Poeciliidae. The record is from RefSeq and is a predicted model, not a curated record.
GCUGACGAAUACGGAAAGCYUUUAGUUGAAGAUGCUGAAAUAUCAACGUGCUGUUYGGAUUUUCACUUCUUUAUAACAAUUGGCAUCAGAGACACUGUAAGAGCUGCACUUUAUAGUUGAGUCUGUGCAGCUGCUUCUACAGUCAGGAUGAUCAGAUCCUCGUGGCUCGUCUAUAGUCUUGGUUUGCUGUGCUGCUUCCAAAUUCAGGAAGCUUCACAUGGACACAAAGAAAGGAAGUUCCUGAGCUGCUGCUUAAAAAGGAAAUUCCURACGGAAAACAACAACUUAGACAGCAGCAGGCUGGGAUGUAGCAGAGGAUACAUAAGCCCCGUUAAAAUAGUUUCAUUCAUUUUGAUCUCUUUAAGUACAGUAAGAUACUCAUUACUCAGAAAAGAUUUAUCCUGGCUUUACAAUGCAAUGUGUAUUUAACUGGAAUGAUUAUAACAGYAUGCCUGUUAGGAGUCAUGCAGAACUAUAAUGUUCAAACCAAAAGCUGAAAGAUAACUUUUGGGGUUUCAUUAGCUAUAAGCUCCAAUGAUUACAAUAGAAAAACACACAUUUUAAAUCAAUCACGCUUUAUAGAAAGGUGUGAUGGUGUAAGGAAUCUAUAUAAUAUUAAUUGAACAUCAAUUCCUUUUCAAUGACGGUCUAACAAUCAGAGAUGCACUUGAAUGUUGUGCUUGUAACAUGUGUUGUCCUCUGAUUGGAGCAGUAAGACUUUGUUCUGUUUUUAGACAAAACAGCAGACAAGCCAAAGUGUGGGACUCUGAAAAGUCCCCCAAAAGGUUUGGACACCACCAUCAUCUCAAAGACCUAUUACAACAUGGUCCUACAGAACAUCCUGGAGGCAGAGAGUGAAUAUUCGAAGGAGCUGCAGAGUCUCCUGGGGACGUACCUACGUCCACUUCACCCCACAGACAGACUUGGCAGUGUUGACAUCGGUCAUAUUCAGGGAAAUCUGGAAGAGAUCUCUACAUUUCAACAGAUGCUUGUUCAGUCCUUGGAYGAACAGACCAAACUUCCAGAGAACCARCAGAGAAUCGGGGGUUUCUUUCUGAACCUGAUGCCUGAGAUGAAGGCCAUAUAUGUGGCUUACUGCUCCAAUCACCCGUCUGCAGUCAGCGUGCUCACACAGCACAGCGAUGAUCUUGGGGAAUAUAUGGAGUCAAAAGGAGCAUCCAGUCCCGGGAACCUGACGCUAACAGUCAGUCUGAGCAAACCCUUCACCAGAAUGGAAAGAUACCCAGCACUGCUGAAGGAACUGGACAGACAUAUGGAAGAGCAACACCCUGACCGAGCUGACCUCAGUGCUGCCAUGGCAGCCUUCAAAGGCCUCGCAGCAGAGUGUGAGGAGGUGAGAAAGAGGAAGAACCUGGAGCUGCAGAUUCUGACUGAGCCAAUCAGAAACUGGGAAGGAGAAGACAUUAAAACUCUCGGCCCAGUUCUCCACAUGUCCCAAGUCAAGGUUCACACGCAGAAUUGCCAGGAGUCAAAUGAACGCUUCCUCAUCCUGUUCCCUCACACUCUGCUCAUGCUCUCAGCUAGCCUCCGAAUGAGUGGAUUCAUAUACCAGGGGAAAAUGCCUCUAUCAGGAAUGCUCAUCUCYAGAAUUGAAGAYGGAGAAAACCUGAAGAAUGCCUUUGAAAUAUCUGGAGGCCAAUGUGAGCGCACGCAGAUAGCUUGUAGCAGUCAGCGUGAUCUGCAAGACUGGUUGGACCUCCUCACUAAACACACACACACCACACCGCCUCAAGUGUGCAAGCUUCAGGAUGUUUGUUACACAUUGCCCUCCCAUCCCGCCGCUCACUCCAGAUAUUCCGAGUCUCGCGGGGGGAGCCCUUACCACACCCUGCCUCAUCCCUCCUUAAAUGGGACAAUUUCCAGCAGCAGCCCCGUGUGGGGACCGCUGGAGCCACCGUGCACCCCCAAACCCUGGACCCUGAGCUGCCUUCGCCCUGCACCUCCACUACGGCCGUCGGCUGCUCUGGGCUUCAAAGAGGAUGUAAGUAAAAGUCCCAAAAACAAGAGGCCRCUGCUCCCUACCAUAAGGAAACCAGAGAGGAAACCAUCGGAGGAAGAUUUCACUGCUAGAAAGAGCACAGCGGCUCUGGAGGAGGACGCUCAGAUACUGAAGGUGAUCGAGGCUUACUGCACGAGUGCAAAGACUCGCCAGACUCUAAACUCAACAUGGCAGGGAACUGACCUCAUGCACAACCAUGUGCUGGCUGAGACCAGCCUCACAGUGGCUGCGCUCCCUAGUAACCUGCCAUCUUCUGACCAAUCAGAAGACUCCGAUUAUGACAGUAUCUGGACUAAUCAAAGUCACAGGACCGCCUCRUUUUCUCGCUCCAGCAGAAAAGAUGUCCAUAUGCUGUUCCCAGAGGAGGAGAAGAUUAUUGUUGAAGAAACGAGGAGCAACGGACAAACUGUAGUGGAGGAACGGAGUCUGGUGGACACUGUUUAUAGCCUCAGAGAUGAGGUUCAGGAACUCAAGCAGGACAACAAGAGAAUAAAGCGGACGCUYGAGGAGGAGCAGCGAGCGAGAAAAGAGCUGGAGCGAAUCGUCAGGCGGGUUCUGAAGAACAUGAACGACCCGACCUGGGACGAGACUAACCUCUGAAACUGCUUCAGAUUUUAAGCCAGGACCAAUUUCUGACAUUUAAAUCAUCAUAUGAUGAGAGUUGUUAGCUGUGUGGACAGAAGCUGCCGGUAGUUUGUGCCACUCUUCAUCACUUAAUUUAACUUUAAAACCUUGAACUAACCCAUGUGCCAAACCAGGGACCAGGAAACUUYCUGCCAGCUAUCGAUGAAGCCGCCCYUACUGUUCACGAAGUAAUGAAGCCAUAACAGCUGGUAGGCACGAGGAUGUCACUUCAGUUCAUCUUUUCUUCUGUUAUUGGACCAAUAAUAAUUUCCUUUUUCUUUCCUAGUGUUGUUGCUGCUCCUUCCACUGGUAUCCAGGACUGUAUUUUAUUUGCUCCUGGUCCACAAAUAUGACAGUUUUAAAUGAACAAGACACCAUAGAAAAGUUCAGUAGUUAAGUCUUGAUAAAAAAAA